Bactrocera dorsalis (oriental fruit fly) is the source of this 1052-nucleotide messenger RNA. RefSeq names its product calcineurin B homologous protein 1 (gene elm). Gene Ontology annotation, molecular function: calcium ion binding. Lineage: Eukaryota; Metazoa; Arthropoda; Insecta; Diptera; Tephritidae. Bases 135 to 704 code for a protein of 189 amino acids. The transcript has 3 exons. The record is from RefSeq and is a predicted model, not a curated record.
CUACAACUAAUAAAAAGACCGACGUAUAAACGACAACAUUUGCAAAGUUGGUGUCAAUUUAUAUUAUUAUUUCUUUGAAACUUAAAGUGAAGGUAUUUUCAACAUAUUCAAAUUAGUUUUGGAGCUUUUUCAAAAUGGGUAAUAAAUCUUCAUUGUUACUUCGUCCGGAGGAAAUUGGUCAAAUUCAAGAAGAGACGGGAUUCACACCUAAUCAAAUUGAACGACUAUACUCCCGCUUUACUUCACUGGAUCGCGGAGAUUGCGGCACGUUAUCUCGUGAAGACUUCCUGCGAAUUCCUGAAUUAGCAAUUAAUCCCCUCUGUGAGCGCAUCGUGCAUGCUUUCUUCGAAGAUAGUACUGAUGACCGUGUAAAUUUCCGACAAUUUAUGAACGUUCUGGCUCAUUUCCGACCAAUUAACUCCAAAAAGGAAAAUGGCUUAAACAGUCGCGAAGAAAAACUAAAGUUUGCAUUUAAAAUGUAUGACUUGGAUGAUGACGGUGUUAUAAGCCGAGAUGAGCUAUUGAGCAUUCUUCACAUGAUGGUCGGUGCAAAUAUAAGCCAAGACCAGCUAAUAAGUAUAGCCGAACGCACUAUUUUAGAAGCUGAUUUAUGUUGUCAAGGAAAAAUUUCCUUUGAGGACUUUUGUAAAGCCCUUGAGCGCACUGACGUGGAACAGAAAAUGUCAAUUCGAUUUCUCAAUUGAAUGGGCGAUUCCCCAGUUGGUAUUAAAAAAUUGUCGGGCACUAUGGAAAACUAUGUCACGCAAUGUUUGCUCCCUUUAGUGUGGAAUUGUUAAGUUAAAAUGUCUUACACAUAUAUUUUUCGUAAAUAUUGACUUUUACACAUGAUUUCAUAUAAAUUAAUUUCAUUUGAGUGGUUCGCAUUUGUUAAUUAGAAAAGGUUUAUUAGGAAAUUACCAUAAACAACAUGAAUUUAACAUUUAUUUCUUGUAUGUACAUAAAACCAAUCAAUACCUAACUAAAAUUAUGUUCAGUUAAACCAAUAAAAUAGUAUUGUUUAUAAUAGGAUAUGCAAUACAUAUGUCUUUUCA